This is a messenger RNA of Arabidopsis thaliana (thale cress), 4406 nucleotides long. RefSeq names its product RNA-binding KH domain-containing protein (gene HEN4). NCBI's taxonomy places the organism in Eukaryota, Viridiplantae, Streptophyta, Magnoliopsida, Brassicales, Brassicaceae. Bases 99 to 2573 code for a protein of 824 amino acids. The transcript has 6 exons. The record is from RefSeq and is marked reviewed. Gene Ontology annotation, cellular component: nucleus; nuclear speck. Gene Ontology annotation, biological process: positive regulation of flower development. Gene Ontology annotation, molecular function: nucleic acid binding; RNA binding.
UUAGCAACUUAGCGUUAAAGACCACCAAAGACUUCUCUCAAGUCCUCUGCGCCGGAAACCGCCGUGACGAGAUUGGAGAGGGAGAGAGAGGAGAGAUAAUGGAGCGAAAUAGCGUUAAAUUUCAUGCAGAGAAGAGAUCCGGAGCGUUUGAUCCAGGUUCAGGAUUCGGAUCUUCCAAGAGGGUCAAAACGCAUCACACGCAGCUGCUCUCAGCUCUGGUUGUGCCGGUGGGACACGCGGCGUUUAGAUUGCUCUGCCCUUUAUCACACGUCGGUGCGGUGAUUGGAAAAUCUGGAAACGUAAUCAAACAGCUCCAACAAUCAACCGGAGCUAAGAUACGGGUCGAGGAGCCUCCGUCUGGGUCUCCGGAUCGGGUCAUCACGAUAAUCGCACAAGCAGAUUCGAAAUCAAGGGUGAAAUUGGGUGCUAAUAACAAUGGCAAUGCAGAAGGAGAGAAAAAGGAGGAGGAAGUUGAGGUAUCUAAAGCACAAGGAGCGUUGAUUAAGGUAUUCGAGCUUUUAGCGGCGGAAGCUGAUAGUGAUACGGUCGUGUGCCGAUUGUUGACGGAGUCUAGCCAUGCCGGUGCUGUGAUAGGCAAAGGUGGUCAAAUGGUUGGGAGUAUUAGGAAAGAAACUGGCUGCAAAAUUUCUAUACGGAUUGAGAAUUUGCCGAUUUGCGCUGAUACUGAUGACGAGAUGGUGGAGGUUGAAGGAAAUGCUAUCGCUGUAAAGAAAGCUCUUGUGUCUAUCUCCCGCUGCUUGCAAAAUUGUCAAUCGAUUGACAAGGUAAGGAUGGUUGGAAACAGACCUCUCGAAAAAGAGUUCCAAGCAUCUUUGCAUAGGCCUAUAGAGACAAUAAUUCAGGAGUCACUUCCUAGGUCCGUUGAAGUUAACCCUUACGAUUAUAGGCUGAGAAACGACGAGAUAUUUCCCCGGGGCACUGUAGCUCGGGCUAAUGAUGUGAUUCCUCAUGAUACUUUGCAUCUUAGGCGUAUCGAGGCGGUUCCCCAGGGUGCUUUACGCAUGCAUAUUGAGGCAGACCGGCAAGAUGUUUUACGCAGGCAUGUUGAGGCGGACCGGCAAGAUGCUUUACGCAGGCGUAUUGAUGUAGUUCCUCAAGAAACGUUAUACAUGCCUUCUGAUGUUCUCAGGGGAGAUUGUUUUCGACAGCAUAGAGAGAGGGAUGAUUCUCAUGAUUCCUUGCAUAGACCUUUCGAAAUGGUUCCACGUGAUGCUAUGGGCAUGCCUUUUGAGUCGUUUCCACGUGAUGCUUACGGAAGGCCUAUUGAAACAAUGACACAAGAAACUCUUCGUGGGCAAAGUGCAGAUUAUCUUGCACAUCGUUAUUCGACUUUAGACACACAUCCUCACAGCUUCACUACGUCUGCUUCAAUGGCUAACACUGCCACCAUGAAGCCACCUCCAUCAGAAGUGGAAGUAGGGAACCAAGAUGUGGUUUUUAAGAUACUUUGUUCCACUGAGAAUGCUGGCGGAGUUAUCGGGACUGGAGGUAAAGUUGUCAGGAUGCUUCAUAGCGAAACAGGUGCCUUCAUAAAUGUGGGAAAUACACUUGAUGAUUGUGAAGAACGUCUGAUUGCAGUAACUGCAUCAGAGAACCCUGAAUGUCAAAGCUCGCCAGCCCAGAAAGCGAUUAUGCUUAUUUUUUCAAGAUUAUUUGAGCUUGCCACUAACAAAAUCCUAGAUAAUGGCCCAAGGUCAUCUAUCACUGCACGGCUUGUUGUCCCAACAAGUCAGAUUGGUUGUGUGCUGGGAAAAGGAGGUGUUAUUGUUUCGGAAAUGCGGAAAACCACUGGGGCUGCAAUUCAAAUUUUGAAGGUUGAGCAGAACCCAAAAUGUAUUUCAGAGAAUGAUCAAGUUGUGCAGAUUACAGGAGAGUUCCCUAAUGUGAGAGAAGCCAUUUUCCAUAUUACAAGCAGGCUGCGAGACAGUGUUUUCUCCAACUCAAUGAAAAAUUCCUUAGCCAAGAGCAGCUCCGCCUUAACUACUGAGAGAUUCUACGACAGACAAUCAGACAAUCCUCUGUCUAUUGGGUCUCAUCAAUCCGUUAGUAAUCCAGCUACCAACUCCUCAAGUCUGCACAGAAGAUCUGAGGAUUCCUUUUUAAGUGGGUCUCAUUCAUCAGUUAACUAUUCCAGAUCAGUUGGCACAGAUCCUUACAUAAGACCAGAAGACCCAUUUCCUGAUAGGUUUAAUCCCUCAGCAGGCUAUUCUCAUAAUUUUGGUCGGCGGUUUACCAUGGACCACAGUGAUAACUCCCAUCACUUAACUGAGGCCCCAUCUCGUUUGUGGGCGUCCCCGCCUCCAGCAGCUCCAAGAGGCUUAUCUGAUGCCAGUGGCGGAUUAUCUUCUGCAAGGGCUGGCCAUGUACUUGGCAGUGGACACAAAUCUGCCAUCGUUACAAACACUACCGUGGAAAUUAGAGUUCCAGCUAAUGCUAUGAGCUUUGUGUAUGGAGAGCAGGGUUACAAUCUGGAACAACUGAGACAGGUAAGCCAUUUUUUGUUUACAAAUCUUUUAUUGGUUUUCCCCAUAGCGUCAUCCAAAAGAGGUUAGGCCAUGAUUAAUUGCUCCACAAGAGCAGCCAUAGGUUUUGGUUUCCAUUGGCUGCUCUUAUACGUAAGUGAACUCUAGGGUUACUAAAAACGGAAGUGAACUCUAGGGUUACUAAAAAGAAAGCAUGAGAAAAUAAAAUUCAUAUACGUAAAGUCUUAUACAUGGUGCAAACAAUCGUGCUACCAUUAAUCUAAGUCAAUAGGAGUCUAGGACUAUUCUCAACGAUGUAUAACUUUACUCAAAAAAAACUGUUUUAAGUCACGAAAACUCCAUCUUCGUUGAAGUACUCAACGUUUGUUCCAUUAUUCAGUGUUACAGUCGUUGUUUAAAAACAGAAUUUUCAUCUAGCCCCAUCAGUCUGAAAUAAUCAUCUACAGACCAAAUAAUUAGUGUCAUAAAGAUGAAGUAGCACCCCGUUGGUUGACUUAAACGGCUUAAGCAUAGCUUAUACCAUUUGAUGCUUGUUUACUCAGAUAUCGGGUGCAAGGGUCAUAAUCCAUGAACCUCCUCUAGGAACAAGUGACAGGAUCAUUGUCAUAUCUGGAACACCUGAUCAAACCCAGGCUGCCCAAAACCUUCUUCAUGCCUUCAUCCUUACAGGUGAAACCUCAUUGUCCAAAAAAUACAACCUAAACUAGAACCACACACUUAUAACCAUACAGAAAACAAAAAAAAGGAAACGAGCUCUCACAUGUUUCUUGUCCCUUUUAUUUAAUCUCCCUUUUUUUUUGUUGAUUUGGAUCUUUUGAACUCUUGUACAAUAUCUUUUUCGUUUUAAGUACUUUGAAGGAAUCAGUUUGAUGUCUUGCCUAAAAUUUUCUUCUUUUAUCCCACAUUAUUACGCAUGGAACUGAGAUUUGAUUGACAGUAUAUAGAGGGACAGUCAUUGUCAUAAAAUGUUCGGUACUAGAUGUUUACAAAAGGAAAACUUGAUAACAACGGGUCAAUAUGUUGGCUGCUUUGGAUUGCUAAAACCUGCUUGCACAAUUUCUUUGUAGACUGCCUUUUUUCCAGCUUUUGUCACCUUCUUUAGCUAUGAAAAUCAAAUGGUAGAAAAUUUAUAGGAAUUUUACUCUAUAAGUUCCAGAAUCAAAGUUGUUUGACAAAAAAAAAAGAAAAAAAAAAAAAAAAAAAGUUCCAAAAUCAAAGCCUGAAAAUUGUUACCGUCAACAGAGUUUCACUGAUGGUUUUGUAAACCCCUUCAUUUUAUAGCUUUCACAAUCUCAGAACAUUUGUUCUUUCUGUAGCAAAACUACACUACAAACUUUAUCAGAGAUUCUAUACACAUUUGAUAUACCAUACUCGCUAUCAGUAAUCAAAUCAAUAGUAAUGCAAAAUUAAGAUUCAUGCGUAAAAAUAGUGCAAAAGCGAAAAAAACUAUGAAAUUUGAGUCUAUAGAAGAGGGUCUUGCGAGGUUGAAUAAUAUUCGUAUAUAUUUGUACAUUACGUUUGUUCGUUAUCAUCCAAAGAUGAAGAAGAUCUUCCUUGGAGUUAACUUCCUCAGAAUCAGAUGUGGAGCUUUUGUACUAUAAACAUCAAACCCCCAGCCAUUCAUUCCACUUUUUUUUUACAAAUUACAAGUAUGUAAAAGAUAUUUUUCUUAUAAUUUUUUGUUGACUAAUUUUUUAUAUAUAUAAUUUCGCUAGUGUAAAGGUACUUUGAAAUAUGAAUUUCCUCGAUGUCGAAAGUUAUGUUUGAUCGUUGAAUUUGAUGCGAAAAAGACGAGGAAGAAUGAUUUGAGGGAUAAGUAACAAAAGUCAGAUAUUUUGGGCUUUUCUAGAAUCUUAUGUUUGGGCCCAAAUUAAAUAACGGAUGAUUUAAUGGAUAAGUAAG